Molecule: messenger RNA, 4594 nt
Organism: Schistocerca gregaria
Lineage: Eukaryota; Metazoa; Arthropoda; Insecta; Orthoptera; Acrididae
Gene: heph
Product: polypyrimidine tract-binding protein 1
Exons: 15
Coding region: 517-2136 (539 amino acids)
Biological process (GO): regulation of RNA splicing; mRNA processing
Cellular component (GO): nucleus
Molecular function (GO): mRNA binding
Source: RefSeq, a predicted model, not a curated record
AUCGUUGUUAGACGUGCAGCCGGUCUGAGGUCCAGCCAUCCCUCACAAUUAAGCUAAUUAGCAGUUUAAAUGGCAGAGUAGUUCAUCCGGGUACCGGCGUGGUGGUCGACAAAAACUCUACAUUGUGCUGGCUGCCUCCGUCGGUCUCAGCGGCGGCGGCAGCGCAGUCGCCGUGCGAAGUGUGGCAACACUGCGGGCCCAGCCUGCCUGUGCUGCGCAGCGGCGGCGGCAGAUGUUUCGCUUCCUGCCCCUAACGCCUGCCGAGCCUAACCAUCGCGUCUUUGCCUGCGCACGGGACUGAGGGAAAGCGGAGGGGAGAACCAGCGGGAAGUGUCGUGUGGGGGAGGGAGCAGGCCGGCUGCUAGGGAGAAGCUGAGUAGCCCCAUGGAAAUGUUCGAGUUAAUGGUGAGAGCGAAGAAGCGUAUUGGCCAGCGGAGUGUAUUCAUGGAGGCUUCGCGUUUCUGAUUUUGAGAUUGUGUGCGACCGGUAAAAGCUCAAACUCAGGGGUGUAACGAAAUGGGCGUGAGAAACCGAGGCUCCGACGACCUCUUGUCGCAGACGGGCGCAGUGAGCAAUGGCUCAGUAAUGAGUCCGCAGCCAAAUCAUGCGGACAACAACAAUGACGCCAAGAAGGUGAAACUGGACAAAAACAAUGGCAAACCGUCCAAGGUGAUACACAUUCGCAACAUCCCUAACGACGUGACAGAGGCCGAAAUCAUCCACUUGGGGAUACCAUUCGGUCGAGUCACCAAUGUGCUUGUCCUCAAAGGAAAGAAUCAGGCAUUCCUGGAGAUGGCUGACGAGGUCGCAGCGUCCACCAUGGUGAACUACUUCACAUCAUGUGUGGCGCAACUUCGCGGCCGAGCAGUCUAUGUGCAGUUUUCCAACCACAAGGAACUCAAGACCGAUCAGACGCAUUCCAACGCGAACGCGUCGGCACAGGCUGCGCUGCAGGCCGCUUCCGCCUUGUCUGGUCAGAACGAGACCCAAGGCGGACCAAACACAGUACUCCGUGUCAUCAUCGAGCACAUGGUCUAUCCAGUUACUCUAGAUGUGCUCUGUCAGAUUUUCACAAGAUUUGGCAAGGUUUUGAAGAUCGUCACUUUCACCAAAAACAAUACGUUCCAAGCUUUGAUUCAGUAUCCAGAUGUAAUCACAGCUCAAGCUGCCAAGCUGUCUUUGGAUGGUCAGAACAUCUACAACUCGUGCUGCACUCUUCGGAUUGAAUACUCGAAGCUAACAAGUUUAAAUGUGAAGUACAACAAUGACAAGAGUCGUGACUACACUAAUCCAAGCUUACCUACUGGAGAUCCUGGCCUUGAUGCAACACUGGCUUUGGGUGGUGAGCUGUUGCCACAGCUACUUCUAGGUAGUGCUGGUGGAGCUCGUCAUCGUGGAAUUGGUCAAGAUUCAGCUACAGCAGCUGCUGCCCGUCUCCCUCCACCAGCUGGGAUGCCUCUAGCUGGUUUCCAGAUGGCUGGUGCAGCAGCAACCACUGCUCUUGGUGGCGCUGGAAUUCGCUUGGCUGGCUCACUAAAUACUGGUGGAUGUGUACUGCUUGUCAGCAAUCUGAAUGAAGAGAUGGUCACGCCUGAAGCUCUCUUUACCCUAUUUGGUGUGUAUGGCGACGUACAGCGUGUGAAGAUCUUGUACAAUAAAAAGGAUAGUGCCCUUAUUCAGAUGGCUGAACCACACCAAGCUCACUUGGCCAUGACACACUUGGAUAAAUUGAGAGUCUUUGGGAAGCAGAUACGUGUAAUGCCUUCUAAGCAUCAGACAGUUCAGCUGCCAAAGGAAGGACAGCCAGAUGCUGGCCUUACAAAAGAUUUUACAAAUUCUGUUCUGCAUCGUUUUAAGAAACCUGGCUCCAAGAAUUAUCAGAACAUUUAUCCACCAUCACCAACGCUUCAUCUUUCCAACAUUCCCCCAACAGUUUCUGAAGAAGAAAUUAAAGAGGCUUUUACAAAGAAUGGCUUCACUGUGAAAGCAUUUAAAUUUUUUCCAAAGGAUCGUAAGAUGGCACUUAUACAGCUUCCUUCAGCUGAUGAUGCUGUUGCAGCUCUCAUUAAAAUGCACAAUUACCAGCUGAGUGAGUCCAAUCAUCUGAGAGUCUCGUUCUCAAAGUCCAACAUAUAAAUGCACCCAAAUGUAUUAUCUUCGAAAAUGUGUCUUGCGUGUGAAUUAAGAGGAAAUGCUGAAUUUAGGUGUAAGAGCCUGAAUUUAAUGUGUGUGCUUUCAUACUUUGAUGGUACAUUGUAUUUAUCAGGGAAAGACGAUUCGCUAUUUUCAAAACAUUGCAUAGCAAAUGUAAGGAAAUGCAAUGAAGGGACAAUGAAUGUUAAUUGGAAAGUCAGUUUUUAAAACCUUACUGUAGGACAUAUGUUUUACUCAUGUCAAUUGAUCAUUAUUCUGCUACUCAUGAAUUAGAUGCACAGAAUUUAAUUUCUUCCCUUUAUAAAAUUAAAAACCACAAAUUAAUUAUGGAAGGAGUUGAGCACUUGAUAUUAAAGUGACAUAUUUUAAUAGCUGUGGUAUAACUUACAACAUUUCAUUGAUGGAUGUAUAUCAUUUAUGUCCAACCAUUUCCUAUUUUCUUCCUACCCAUCAUUCUUUUGCACUAAUUCUUGUGUUUCACUGUUGCGUUCACAGCGGUCACUUUUUUGCUGUUUGUGUACAAUUAGAGUGAAACAGGGUUGGCUAGUUGAUAUACUUGUAGCCCAGUUAUUAAUAGUAAUACAACAAGGAUAGUGUUUCCUUAUGUGUAUACAUAUGUGUAUUGUCCAUUAUAUUCUUGAUACCCCUUUAUAUUACAAAGGUGACGGUUGUACUGAAAUUUGUUUCUGUUCAGCAUCGGAUGUUUAUUGGACAGUGACUCUGACAUCUAUCUUUAUGCAUUUCUUUACUUUUCCAAUGAUGUCUGUCAGCAUUGUGUAAUAAGAUAUUACCUGAAAUGGUAAGAGCUUUCCAGCAACAAUACUGGUAAUAAAAAAGCUUCAUUUUGGUUCAUUUGUUGAUUUUUUUCACUUUUUAUGCAUCGAAGUAAUUUGCUGGUGUAAAAGUGUUUUUUCUGUGUCCUUCCUUAUUUUCUGUGUAAUCUAUCCUCCCAGUUUUGUUCUAAGUAUCAUAAGAAGUUGUACAACACAAAGAUUGCUAUGUUAGAGUGUACUGGUUUGGCAUGAUACAUUGUGUCUGGACAAAGUAACAAAUUUCAGUACGUGAUGCUCUAUACUUUCAAGUUUGCUAAGCUGUGCUGUGUAUUGUGUAACACUGUUGGUUUGUGUGGAAGGUGCAUAAUAUUGCUCUGAAAAGACAGAGCAUCUCUUGCAAAUCAUCAUUGUCAAUCAGUUUUAUGUAAGAGUGUCUGGGAUUUUUGUGUUAUACCUUUAUAUUUUGCUAAAUGUCAGUUUUAUUUGCAACAGUAAACCACAAAAUAUGAAAGAGAGAGAGAGAGAGGGAAAGAAAGCAAGUGAAACCUACCUGACCUGUCUUGAGUUAUGCACAAUAGCAGUUUACAAUAUGUGUGUGGUAUUUUGAUUUAAAGUUUGAAAAUUAUAGAAUGGUUACAAAAUUGUGUUAUGUGAUCAAAUUCAUAAAAGUACGUACGUAUUAUGUUUAAACGACAUAAUGGUGCGCUAAGAAGACAGCUUGUAAAGUCAGUGAAGGGUAUGUAAAUCACCUAGCCUGAUGAAUUGGAGGAAUAAAGCUAAUUUUUUUUAACGGAUGCUUAGAGACUAUUAUGUGCAGUAUUGAAAAUACUUAGUGUGCUUGUUUACGUAUGUAUGUGUAAAUUGAAUGCUAAUGCUGAUGGUAUUUUUUUUCCUUUGUGCCCAAGUCUUAAGUAAAAUUUUGUUAGAUUUGUUACCUUGGAAGUGUCACAAAUUUCAGUGUCAGUAUUGCUAGUAAAUUUGAGACAGAUUUCAUAUAUAUGUUUGAAAACAUUAUUUGUGAGUGAUCAGAGAGCAGUUUUAUAUUUUACAGUAAUUUUAAUGUAUAAAGAAAGAAGGUUUUUACAUUUUUUGCACAUACUUUCUUUAACAAAUGUUGCUGCUGUCAAUAUUCUCUCGUGCUCAGCUGUGUUCUUUCACAAGUCUCCCUUAAACUAAUGGAGAUAACGUAUCAUUCCAAGCAUCUGCAUACGUUUUUCGGAAUACUACAUGACUGUGUUCUGCAAUUGACUUACCUGCAGUUAGAACUGCAAAAUAAUUCAGUUGAGAAAUGCUUCAUAAAAAUUUUAAACUUGCUACAAUGUAUGUGGUAUUGUGAUGGGCCAGUUUGUUUAGAAUAGGAUUUGUUAGAUUUCUUAAUUUGCCAUGGACCGUUUGUAAAUGGCAGUCUGUUGUAAUUAGUUUAAAUGUUAGUAGCAUAGGUUUUUAUAUAAGUGGUCUGAGUUAUAUAUAUUCAAGAAUCUGAAAGAUGCGUAAAUGUCAUAAGUUGUUCAGGCUUUUUAUCUUCAUUCUCCCCGCGUUCCCCACCCCCAAUAUGUAUAAACUUAGUGAAAAAGAUUUGGGAGUAUUAUGAGUGGAAUGAGAUUUAGUUUUUACAGAGGCUGAAAAAUCGUGUAUUAUAUUGACAUAUAAAGACACUGUGUAGUAAA